This is a messenger RNA of Iphiclides podalirius (scarce swallowtail), 447 nucleotides long. The record is from the annotation of a GenBank genome assembly. Lineage: Eukaryota; Metazoa; Arthropoda; Insecta; Lepidoptera; Papilionidae.
AUGGCGCGCGCGGCUCAAACACUCGACACACGCCGCACCAUGCACGCGUACCUCGCGCUCGUCUUCGCGCUCGUGGCGCCAAUCACAGCUUCACCCCGCGAGCGUUUCGGCUUCGAGAGGGAAAUCGACGGCACCAAAUACAACCAAGUGCCGAAGCUCUUCGAUUUCGUGUUGAGCGAGGACUAUCUCAACUCGCUUAGAAGCAAGGGAAAGCUGGUGACGAAAAACCGACCGGAGGACGCGUUAGCCGCCGACAACGUUAUACUUGAGUCGAACGUCGUGAGGAUAGUUAGGCCCUCGAAGCUGAAGGGCAGCGAUGACGAUGUGGGAUUGGUGCGAAAACGGCGUGGUUACAAUUUGGAAAAUGUGAUGGUGCCCGCGCGGUACCCAUACUUACCUGUUCCGAGGUAUAACAGAUUCCGCCGCUGGGGCAGCGGCCGCAGGCCU